This is a messenger RNA of Armigeres subalbatus, 2269 nucleotides long. Its product is annotated as probable cytochrome P450 12a5, mitochondrial. NCBI's taxonomy places the organism in Eukaryota, Metazoa, Arthropoda, Insecta, Diptera, Culicidae. The record is from RefSeq and is a predicted model, not a curated record. Gene Ontology annotation, molecular function: oxidoreductase activity, acting on paired donors, with incorporation or reduction of molecular oxygen; iron ion binding; monooxygenase activity.
GCAAGUUGUUUACGUGUUUAUAACAAUACUCAGGUUAAAAAUAAACUUCCUACCGUGAGAUGUUUUCUCGGGUUAUAGUUUGAAAGUAAUCUAAUUGUCGUUUUCAGUAGCAAGCCGUAAGUGAACGAAUCUACAUCAAUGCGAUUUUUUUGUUUUGUUCGUUAAGAAAUGUUUUGCGAAAUGUCGCGCGUUAACGUAGUUGGACUUGGCUCUGUAAUGGUAGGUAUUUGUAGAGCUCGAUCAGGAAGGUGUUUUGGCCAACAAAUGAAUCUGGUAAUAAGCGUAGCAAAAAACCCAGAGGUAGACUGGAACAAAGCUAUGCCGUAUAGUAAAAUUCCUGCUCCAAGUAUAUACAAAAUGCUGAGGAACUUUGGACCUGGAGGUCUCCAGCAGCAUGCCGGCCUUCCCGAUGUGUAUCGAUUUUUCCGUGACAAUUAUGGUGACUUGGUUCGAAUGCCUGGGCUGUUCGGAAAAAGAGAUCUUUUGUUGAGCUUCCAUCCGGACGACUAUGAAAGUUUGUUUCGCAACGAAGGCCAGUGGCCGUUACGUCGGGGCUUGGACACCUUCGAGUACUAUCGGACGCAGGUUCGACCGGACGUUUUUAAGGGUAAAGGAGGAUUGGUAUCCGACCAAGGAGAAAACUGGCAAAAGUUCCGUACAACAGUGAAUCCUGUUAUGCUGCAACCGAAAACCGUUAAACUAUAUGUGAGCAAGUUAGAUGAAGUAGCUCAUCAACUUAUGGCAAUAAUGCUCACCACUCGCGACAUCAAGAACGAGCUGCCGGCCAAUUUCAAACAAUGGAUUAAUCGUUGGGCACUUGAAUCAAUGGGUGUUCUUGCAUUGGACACUCGUUUGGGUUUACUUGACAGUGAACAGUCCGAAGAAGCAACAAUAAUAGUCAAGUACUUACAGGAAUUCUUUGAGUUGACGUAUCAACUGGACGUCCUUCCAUCAGUCUGGAAAUACUACGAAACACCCUCGUUCAAGCGACUAAUGGUAGUGCUCGAUAAAAUUACAGAAAUUGUGAUAGCCAAAAUAAGCGAGGUGGUAGCGGUUAGAUUGGAGAAAAAUCCAACAACUUCGAGUGAAUCCCAAAGCGUGUUAGAGAAAUUGCUAAAAGUUGACCGAGAUAUUGCUUUUAUCAUGGCGUGUGAUAUGCUGAUGGCUGGUGUCGAUACGACGGGUGCUGGUGUCACUGGUAUUCUGUACUGCCUUGCGUCCAACCCAGAAAAACAAGCUACAUUGCGACAAGAGUUAUUAAAAGUUUUACCUCAGAAGGACUCCUCAUUGACACCAGAAAAUAUGCAUAACCUUCCAUAUCUACGGGCUUGUAUCAAAGAAAGCAUAAGAAUGUGUCCACCUGUGUCCGCAAAUGUGCGUGCGACAGGCAGAGAUUUGGUUCUGCAGGGCUACCAAAUUCCAAAAGGGACCGACGUGGCAAUGAGUUCCAUGAUUUUGCAGAACGAUGAACGGUUUCUGACCCGUGCCAAUGAAUUUCUACCGGAAAGAUGGCUCAAGAUGGAGGGAUAUCCGAGCGUUAAGGAGGCGCAUCCUUUUCUUAUUCUGCCGUUUGGGUUCGGCGUAAGAACCUGCAUCGGCCGACGGUUGGCUAUGCUGGAGAUGGAGAUUGUCACUGCCAGAAUAACGCGUUUGUUUGAAUAUCGGUGGCAUUAUGGCGAACUGAAAAUCCGGGGGAACUUGGUCAACAUGCCCACUAAUGAGCUUAAGUUUGAAAUGGUUGAGGUGCAGGAUUAGUAAUAGAACGAAUAAUAUGAGUUAUUGUUAUGAAUGUAUAAAGGGUCUGUUCAAAUAUUACGUAACGCAAUAGGAGGGGGGGGGGUUGUUUGAUUUUUGUUACGAUUUGUUACACAAAAUAUGGGGGGUGGGUGUCCUUCGAAAUAUUGUUACGUAACAAAUUAAUUGCAUAGAGAAAAAAAAAGUAAAAAUGUUAAAAAAUGUCUAUUUUCUUUAAAGUAGAAUAAAAUAUAAAAUAAAAUAAAAUAAAAUAAAAAAUAUAAAUCUUACCAAAAAUCUUUUUUUUUCGAAAAUCUAUUUGUUACGCGUUACGCAUAUGGGUGGGAUAGUUCUGAAAAUUGUUACAGAUUGUUACGAGGGGAUGCGGGGUUCUCAAAAACGACGUUUUUCGCGUUACGCAAUAUUGGAACGGACCCAAAUCUAUAAUAAUAUAAAAUAGUUUAGUUUUGUUGAAAUUAUAGACGCAAAUGGAGACUGUUUCCGUUCUCAAUAAAUGUAUUUGAUGCGUUUUUUU